AUGGGUAGCUCACAAUCUUUACUUUCUCAGCUCAUUUCAGAUCUAAACACUGACUUUGCUCUCAAGGAUUUGGGUGAACUUAACUAUUUUUUGGGGAUUCAAGUAGCUCAUACAGCAGAAGGUAUACAUUUGUCCCAACGAAAGUACCUUCAAGAUUUGAUUUUCAAGGCUUGGAUACAAGAAGCUAAGUCUCAAAGCACAUCCAUGAAUGCUGGUCUUAAACUCUCCAACUAUGGAAGUGAUCCAUCUUUGUAUCACCCUAUUGUGGGUGUUGUACAAUAUGCUACAGUCACACGUCCAGAGAUUGCAUAUAGUGUCAACAAGGUGUCACAAUUUAUGCAUAAUCCUUUUGAGUCUCACUGGAUUGUUCUCAAAAGAAUCCUACGGUAUCUAGCUGGAACUCUUGAUCAUAUGAUUUGUAUUCGUCGUUCCUCCAAGCUUUAUCUUGAAGCCUUUAGUGAUGCUGAUUGGGCUUCUGACCCCGAUGAUCGUCGCUCUACUACUAUUUUUGUAUAUAUCUUGGAAGCAAUCUUGUGGCUUGGUAGUCAAAGAAGCAAAACACAAUUUCACGCUCGUCUACUGAAGCAAAGUUUCGAAGUUUAG
Molecule: messenger RNA, 603 nt
Organism: Humulus lupulus (European hop)
Lineage: Eukaryota; Viridiplantae; Streptophyta; Magnoliopsida; Rosales; Cannabaceae
Exons: 1
Coding region: 1-603 (200 amino acids)
Source: RefSeq, a predicted model, not a curated record